Parasteatoda tepidariorum (common house spider) is the source of this 3950-nucleotide messenger RNA. RefSeq lists its product as uncharacterized. NCBI's taxonomy places the organism in Eukaryota, Metazoa, Arthropoda, Arachnida, Araneae, Theridiidae. The record is from RefSeq and is a predicted model, not a curated record.
ACACUCCUGAUACGGAAGUAUAAAAAAAAGAACUCCCUCAACAUCUCCGAAUAUCAACAAGACGAUCAAGAAUAUGAAACAUCUAAUAAACAAAAAGCAAAUGGCGAACUAAACAGGAACUUAGCGAGUCCUUGGUGUUCGGCUUGCCUGAUGAUGAAGAGAUGGUCCUUAAGGCGAUGGGCUACCAGGCCAUAUUCGACCACUUUUUUUCAGGUUCGUCGACCUGAAUUCACCGCUUGUUUCGUUUAUACUCCCGUUCUUCUCAUUUUUAUUGUUUCCCAGUUUUUGUUUUCAUUUCCGUCAGUUCGCUCGGGUGGUUUUUUCCUCACCUGCUGUUCAUUUUAAUUCUCCGGCAUUCAUCGCACGCCCGCAGCUUUUAUCAGAGCAAGCGAUUCUCUCUUUGCCUCUAAUAAUCCUCACAUCGCGGCAGAAACGAGCGGUUGCAACCCUUCUCCGUUUGUUUUCAUCUAACUCUUUUUGUUUACAUUUCGCUCGGCGAUAUCUCAUCCAUCAGCUGCUGGAUAAACCAAGUAGAAAACAUGGAUUACUCAAAUUUAAUUUAAUUUAUUCGGGCAUUUGCAAGAAUAUUAUACGUGCAAAAAAGGAAUAGAAUUGUUUUAAAUAAUUUUUUGACUGUUGAAUUAUAUCGUUUGCUUUGGAAAUUAUAUCGUUUUCUUUCACACUUCGAAAAGGAAUUGCAUAAAAAAGAACGGAAAAUCUUUCAUCUAGGUGCAAUGGAGUUGGUCGUCAUAGCAACCAGCAUGCUGCGCCUUGUACUGGUGUCAGCUGUUUAUCUUUUAAACAUCAGAGGUCUCCUAAGGUUAACCUGGCAGCCAAAACCAUGCAUACAUUCGUGGACGACAGGAGCUGUUCUUCUCGCUGGAAUACUGUAUCUCAGCAGCUGGGCACCGUACAUCGCCUACACACUGGCCAAUGGACAUUGGCUACUACUCGGUGCCCGCAGACACUGUCUUCUGCAACAUUUCGUGUCAGCUGAAAUUGGUGCCGUUUUGCUGGCACUUCUUGCAGUCCGGCUGAUGUACCGAUGUUUAGUAAAGGUUUACAAAAGACCACCCCCAUCUGCUAAGGCAGCCAGCCUGGUGACCUGUCUGGCUUGGCUCGGACCGCAGCUUCUGUACGAUGCUGUUGCAGUGACAAGGGAUGAUUCGACCCCCGAAUCUUACAGAUUUCUGGAUGAUUUGUUGGUGGUACCGCAGGGGGUGAAUGCCUCUCACGGUUACAGGGUCGGGUUCAUGAUUUGCAUGCAGCUUCUGAGUGGACCAGUGCUGAGUUAUUAUGUGUGGCAGUACCUAGUGCUGAUACUUCCGCUGGCUGCUCUAAUCAUAUACUGUUCCUCGAGACUGGUCCUGGUGGCUCAGAUACGGAGGAGAGAAGAACCAGCGGAAUCAUCCAUCGAAUCGAAGAGUGGACGUUUCGGUUUUCUAACGUGGUCUAAAAGAGCUGUCUGUCAAUAUGGCUGCAAGACCAACACCUUCGUCGACAUGGCUCUUUAUUAUAAUUUCAUCUGGCUAGUCAUACUUCGUCCCUUGGCCAUCCUUCACGCCCUCUACAUGCAAAGCGGAGAAUGGGGCAAUGCUUUCUACAUGGACUUCGGCAGCCAUCUUGUUUUAGCAUUCUCGGCCGUCUUCAGUCCUUUCUCAGUUGGAAAUCCCGCACCGAACAGACUCACGGAAACAAUAAACCCCAUCAUUAUGCAAAACAAGCACAAAGACGCUGGGACCGUCACUUCAGUGCCCGACAUCUGCUCGCAAAGUCCGCGCGCGCAUGUAACACCGAGUUACUCACCAGUUAGGAUAAAGAGAGUUGAAAGCUACGAAAACAUUAGUAAUAUAAAUAUCAUGGCAAACGAUUGUUCUGUGGCGCUAGCGGACAAAGAAAAACCUGGAGAGGAGAGUGUCUGUUAAGUCAUUCAAGUGCUUUAGUCUUUUUUUUUUCAACAAAUUUAUAGCUUUAAACAGCGGUUCCCAAUUUCUUUUGGCUAGGGAGCCCUAAAUGAUUGACUUUAUUUUAACGGAACCCCGAAAUUUACAAGAAAUUUCGUUAGCAAAUGUGAAAAAAAUAUUAUUUAACUAAAUACCAUUAUUUAUUUUGAAAAUAUUUGACAAAUUCAAAUUUUAUUAAUUAUUCUGAAAAUACUUAAUGAAUGAAAGCAGAGUAAAAUUUUUUCAUCGUUUAGUUUUAACAAUUAUAGUUUUAUAAUUGGAUUUUUUAUGUCAGGCAUUUGAAUUUACGGGCCUAAAGUGGCAUCUAGUCUAGUUCAUAAUUUGAUUUCAUGGUAUGCACAACCUGGAAAUGAUUGAGCCUAAAUUCGGUCCACAUUUAAAUAAAAAUAAAUAAACAUAAACGUUGAGAAAAGUUUGUGGCGUAACUACCACUACAAAUAUUAAAUACCAAAUCACUAGUAUAUAAGAAAUGUUAACUUCAUUUUACCUUGAAGUACCUCCUGAUAGAUGAAGGUUGACAUGACAUAGUCGAUUAUGAUCUCCCCUCAAUGGUGACUUGCAGACGUGAUAUGGACUUGCCAACAUUGAUGGAUGAUUCACAUUAAAUGGCUGAUUUGCUUGAAAAUAUACUUCUCAAAGAAAAAAAAAGCCAGUUAAGUAAAUUAAGUUUCCCGAAAUAUUGAAGAAAAAAAAAAUAAUGAGCGAAAUGAUAAAAAUACACAGCAUAAAUCAACUAGUGUUAUCCGUUCAUCGAAUUCUAUCAUAGAAAAAAUUCUGGAAGGGGAGUAAUGUGGUGUAACUACCACUAUAAAUAUUAAAUGCAAAAUCACUAGUAUAUAAAAGAUGUUGACUUGAUUCCAUCUUGAAGUACCUUUUGAUAUAUGAAGGUUGACAUAGUCGAUAUUAAAUCUCUUAGAGUUAUCAUAUCAAUGUUAAAUAACUUAUGAAAACUUAAUUGGUUGUAAAUAUUAUUGCAGGGUUUCGUAACUGAUACUGUUGUCCUAUCGGAAUCCAAGGGUUCCACGGAACAACAUUUGGGAAUCGCUACUUAAACUAUUAUAAAGCUCCUAAAAAGUUGGAGAAUGUGCAUGUAUUAAUAAACACAUACUUUAUUAGGACAUGUUCUACUCAACACAUGCCCGACUCGAAAUAUAUCUCGUGAAGAUGUGUACAUUUCUCUAUAUUGAAACCAAAUCAAAUAAAACUGUGUUUUAUCUCAAAGUGGUGCAAAUACUCAAAAUGAAAAGAAGAAAAAUUUUCUUGCAGAUUUAAACCUCAACGUUAGCAGAUUAUCUCCAACAAGAUGUCCUGCAUCAGUUUUUAAAAUACUAUUUGAAUUCAUUGAACCUCAAAUAGUAUCAGGAAUGACUGGACAAAAAGAAUAUGAAACAAAAAAUAAAACGGAGGGCACGAAUGCCAAUUUUGCAACAAGUAUAUAAAUUUAUCUUUGGAGCAAAACUAGGAAUAGACUGGAAGAAGUUUGGAAUAAAUUUCUGUUCAAAAAACUAACGAGCUAAAAAUAUUGAUAUCCGUGAUAUCGUUUUCACUCUACUACUACAAGGAUAUGAUAGAAUGUUUUGCAUGUGAUGUGAAAGAGCGAUUGUUGCCAUUGCGAUAAUAGAAAUAUGAUAUCGCAUUUUUUAAAAAUGGGAUUUAAAAAGAAGACAAACUAAAAAAAAGACUCAUUUGACUUCGGCAAUCGCAUUUUUGGUUGCCAACAAAAUGAUAUUGCUUUUUUUUUUUUGUACAAGGUGCUGAAGAAGGGGCGAACUAGAUGAUCUUAAUAUAAAUGAAACAAUAACUAAAUCAACGUGAAUGGAGUGAUUUUUCUUUUUUCCCCACGUGAAAUUGAAAGAAGCCAACUGUGAUCGAGAAUACUCAGUUACGAUAGAUUUAUCUACAUAAGUUAUAUCGGUGCUGGAAAGAAUAUUGUAGUGGUAAAAUAGUAUUAUAAUUCAGCAAAUAUAAACACAAUUAUAUUGGUAA